UAUAAUAAGGUUAGGUUAGGUGCGCGACGCCGCUAACACAAAUAACAGUUUUUUUUCUUAAAAUCUUAAAAAAUACAAACUUGUCUGUAUUUGUGUUAAAGAAAUUUCCAUAAAAAUGGCUGCAGUCCCUUACUCAAUUGAUCCACGUUCCAGGGAAAUAAUUCCAAAGGCAAAAGUACUGGUCGUAGGUGCUGGUGGAAUAGGAUGUGAAGUAUUGAAGAAUUUGGCCCUUUCUGGCUUUCAGGAUAUCGAAAUUAUUGAUCUUGACACAAUUGAUGUCAGCAACUUAAAUCGUCAGUUCCUCUUCAGAAAAGAACAUGUGGGCAAACCCAAAGCAUUUGUAGCACGUCUAAGCAUCCUAGCCCACAAUCCUGACAUAAAAAUCGUCGCUUACCAUGAUAGUAUUUUAAGCUCAGACUACGGCUUAAACUUUUAUAAGAGGUUUAACCUGGUGUUAAAUGCUCUUGAUAAUCGCACUGCCAGAAGUCACGUCAACAGGAUGUGUUUGGCUGCCGAUAUUCCUUUAAUUGAGUCAGGUACUUCAGGUUAUUUUGGACAAGUUGAUCUGAUCAAGAAAGGUGUUACUCAGUGCUAUGAGUGUUCACCUAAAGAGGCACAAAAGACUUUUCCGGGUUGCACAAUUAGAAACACUCCGUCGGAGCCAGUGCAUUGUAUUGUGUGGGCCAAACACUUGUUUAAUCAAUUGUUUGGUGAGGCCGACCCAGAUCAAGAUGUCUCACCAGAUACAGAAGAUCCAGAAGCGAAAGUCGAUGGGGAAAAUAGUGUCACUGAAAGCGGAGAUGUUAAAAGAGUGUCUACGAGACAGUGGAUUCAGGACAUUGAUUAUGAUCCAGAGAAAUUGUUUAAUAAAUUCUUUUUGGAGGAUAUUAACUAUUUGUUGAGCAUGGAGAACCUAUGGAAAAAACGCACCCCACCUAAACCAUUAUCUUGGGCGGAAGCUCAAAAACUCGUAGGCGACAAGGAUAAAACAAAUGAUGAUGAUAGCGUUCGAGCAAGAGAUAUGGAAGUUUGGCCGAUAGCGAAAUGCGCCCAAGUUUUCGCCGAGAGUAUUGCCACUCUAAAAAAGGCACUAGCAGAUAAAACCUUCUUGAUUUGGGAUAAAGACGAUCAUCCUGCUAUGGACUUUGUUGCUGCAUGUGCCAAUAUCCGCUCUCAUAUCUUUUCUAUCACUCAAAAGUCUCGAUUCCAAAUUAAAUCUAUUGCAGGAAACAUUAUCCCGGCCAUUGCAACUGCAAACGCAAUAAUUGCCGGUUUAGUGGUGCUUUAUGCUUUCCGAUUGUUGAUUGCCGAGUAUGAUAAAUGUACUCCUGUGCAUUUGAGACCGAAAUCAACUAGUUCUAAGGCUGUUAUUAGUGCCGAUAAGGUACUUACAAAGGCAAACCCCAAGUGUUACGUAUGCAGCCCCCAACCGUUCGUCAAUGUCUUCGUAAACGUAGACAAAAUGACAGUGAAAGAAUUCGAUGUUGAGAUAUUAAAGAAACAACUCAACAUGGUGGCCCCAGAUGCCGUCUUAGAUGGCAAAGGUGUUAUUGUCAUCUCAUCCGAAGAAGGAGAAUCUGAAAUGAAUAAUGAUAAGGUCUUGUCUGAAUUGGGUAUCGUGGAUGGAAGCAUGCUAAAAUGCGACGAUUUCUUACAAAAUUAUGAAUUAACCGUCGCGAUUAAUCAUUAUACUCCAGUAGAAAAAGAUGAUCCGCCUUAUAAAGUUGUUGCGGAUCCGGAAGAGCUUAAACCGAAAGAGGAUAAAAAUGGCAAAGAAAAUGGCGCCUCUGAAAAAGAACCCGAAAGCGAUGACGACGAUCUCAUCGCAGUUGAUUCCGUUGAUGACCCUCAAGAAGGAUCGUCUUGCAAAAGGAGCAAGCUGAGCGAGGACAACGAUGAUAUUAUGAUCGUUGAUAACCCCGUAUAAUCACUACAAACAGCCAUGAUUACACAUUUAAGUUUGUAAUAUUUUAAGAAAUCUAUUAUUUUUUUAUGAUUGAGUUUUUGUCUUGGUGUUGUGAAGUUAUUAAGGCCAAUAUAGCCAUGAAGAAAGUCUCGAUUUUGGAAAAAAUAAAUUAUUAACGGUC
Molecule: messenger RNA, 2087 nt
Organism: Anthonomus grandis grandis
Lineage: Eukaryota; Metazoa; Arthropoda; Insecta; Coleoptera; Curculionidae
Gene: Uba2
Product: SUMO-activating enzyme subunit 2
Exons: 8
Coding region: 116-1927 (603 amino acids)
Biological process (GO): protein sumoylation
Cellular component (GO): cytoplasm; SUMO activating enzyme complex
Molecular function (GO): SUMO activating enzyme activity
Source: RefSeq, a predicted model, not a curated record